Colletotrichum orchidophilum is the source of this 513-nucleotide messenger RNA. Its product is annotated as lysyl oxidase-like protein 2/3/4. The coding region runs from base 1 to 513 and encodes 170 amino acids. NCBI's taxonomy places the organism in Eukaryota, Fungi, Ascomycota, Sordariomycetes, Glomerellales, Glomerellaceae. The record is from RefSeq and is a predicted model, not a curated record. The transcript is spliced from 2 exons.
AUGAUGCGGAAAUUCCACUACGCGCCGGCGUCAGUACGAGGAAAGCCAAAAGAGAAGCACGAAAAGAGGUUCGGGGAAGGCUUCGAGAUGGGAGGGACAUGGUCCAACCUGAAGACAUCUUCUGGGACAGCUGAUGUGGAGAACACAUUUUACGCAACGAAACAUUCGAAUCCUGAGUUGGUCAAUACUACUGCUCCCAACACGGCUGUCCAAGAUGUUGCGGGCGCCUUGUUCUUGAUCGAAGGUCUAUUAAACCGCCAGUUGAUGCCGUAUUCUCAUGAAACCUUUACGCUCUGGAUGAUAUGCAAUCAUCAGUCGGCCAACGAUGGUCUCGAUGAGCUCGGAACCGGCCAACACGACAAGGAUUUGUUUGACGCCAUGAUUAGUUCCCUCGGCGCCGUCCCCGGCCGUGAAAGUGGCUUUAUCGAGGUACUCUGCUGGUAUGCGCUGGGGGUACACUCCAUGGCUGGAACUUUCGAGCUUGUCGGGAUAUACAAGCUUGGUGGAUGCUAA